Messenger RNA from Hordeum vulgare subsp. vulgare (domesticated barley), 1915 nucleotides. RefSeq names its product probable arabinosyltransferase ARAD1. The record is from RefSeq and is a predicted model, not a curated record. The transcript has 2 exons. Bases 146 to 1588 code for a protein of 480 amino acids. Lineage: Eukaryota; Viridiplantae; Streptophyta; Magnoliopsida; Poales; Poaceae. Gene Ontology annotation, molecular function: glycosyltransferase activity.
CACCAGCCAGCUAACCCACCCAGAACCAACCAAACUCCGACCACACGGAAAAACCCAACCUUUGCUUCCCCUUCCUUCCAAUCCACCAGAUCGACGAUUCGCGAUGCUCCCCCGUGCACCACUCCGGCCAUGAGCCUCGCGCUCCAUGGCGCCGCCCCGUGCUCGCGCUCUCCUCCUGCCGCUGGCGGCGGCCACCGUCCUAGUCGCCUCCACGAUCUUCCUCUUCGCCGCCGCCGGCGCCAGCCGCUGGCGCCCAGCAGACACCGGCCUCCCCGUCCCGGCAACCCCCGCCGACUUCUCGGCCAUCCCUGUCCGUGUGCGUGUAACAUCCGCUGCUAAGGGUCAAGAGCUCUCCUUUCUUGACGAGAAUGGCCGCCCCGACGACCCCGGCUCCGGCUCGGCGGCUGCUGCUGGACCUGGGAGAUGCGACCCCCGCAACGCCGCUGUCAGGGUGUUCGUUUACGACAUGCCGCUGGAGUUCCACUUCGGGCUGCUCGGCUGGGCGCCACCCCCCGGGGACGGCGGCGGCGUCUGGCCUGACGUUAGGGGCGGCGCAGUCCCGCGCUACCCCGGUGGGCUCAACCAGCAGCACAGCGUGGAGUACUGGCUCACGCUGGACCUCCUGGCAUCCUCGUCAGGGGCACCGUGUGGUCCGGCGGUGAGGGUUGCCGACUCUCGUGAUGCGGACGUGAUCUUCGUCCCCUUCUUCGCAUCACUCAGCUACAACCGCCACUCCAAGGCCGUGCCGCCAGAGAAGGUAAGCAGAGACAUGUACCUACAGGAGAAGCUCGUCAGGUUUCUGGUGGCGCAGCCGGAAUGGAAGAGGUCCGGGGGUACCGACCAUGUCGUCGUCGCGCACCACCCCAACAGCUUGCUCCACGCCCGGUCGGCGCUGUUCCCAGCAGUGUUCGUGCUGUCUGACUUUGGGAGGUACCACCCCAGGGUUGCCAGCUUGGAGAAGGAUCUCAUUGCGCCCUAUCGACAUAUGGCGAAGACAUUUGUGAAUGACACGGCCGGGUUUGAUGAUCGGCCAACAUUGUUAUACUUCCGGGGAGCCAUUUACAGGAAGGAGGGAGGAAACAUUCGGCAGGAACUAUAUAAUAUGCUCAAAGACGAGAAGGAUGUUUUCUUUUCCUUUGGAAGUGUCCAGGACCAUGGUGUCAGCAAAGCCAGCCAGGGAAUGCACUCAUCAAAGUUUUGCCUAAACAUUGCUGGGGAUACCCCUUCUUCCAAUCGUCUCUUUGACGCCAUAGUAAGCCACUGUGUCCCUGUUAUCAUAAGCGACGACAUUGAGCUCCCUUACGAGGAUAUCCUAGAUUAUUCAAAGUUCUCCAUCUUUGUUCGUUCGUCUGAUGCUAUUAAAAAGGGUUACUUGAUGAGACUAAUUAAAGGCAUAAACAAGCAUCGAUGGACAAGGAUGUGGAAGAGGCUCAAAGAAGUGGAUAAACAUUUUGAGUACCAGUUCCCAUCUCAUAAGGAUGAUGCGGUCCAGAUGAUCUGGCAAGCAUUGGCUAGGAAGGUGCCUUCGAUCCGACUGAAGGCACAUAGGUAUAGAAGAUCUUCAAGAUCUGAAAGAGGAAGCAAAUAGACAGGAGGGAGGUGUAUGUAUUUGAUGAUGUGCUCCAGAUGAUAGGGCAAGCAGUGGCUAGUGAAGGUGCCUUCGAUUGGGAUGAAGGCACAUAUGUUUAGAGGAUUUUCAGUAUCUGAAAGAGGAAUCAAAUAAACAGGAAAAGGCGUGUAUGUAUCUUGCUUCUAGGCUAAAUCUAACAUAGCAUUCACUAACCCUGGCACAUCAGUUGCAUUUUCCCUUUGAGGAACAUUGUAAAUUAGAAAGGUUGAGUGUUGGUUAUACCUUGCAGCAAGAGCAGAUAGCUCAAACUUUAUCUGUCCAGUUGAAUGUAUGUUAGCAAGCCAA